AAAACAGAGUGGGAGUAGGGACCAAAGCAGCCGCAGCUUUAGGCCUACAGUACAGUUUAGGAUAUCUGGAAAAAGAAAAAAAAUGAAGAAAAGCCAAUCCAUUUUCUACACUCGCACGCUCUGCAGAGAGAGAAAGUGUGCAGAGGAAUAGAUUUUGACCGCCAUUGAAAUUGGAGCUUUCACACUCUUUACCCAACCCCUCUCUUUCAGCCAAUCAAUUUACUUUAUUUUUUUAAUAUUACUUCAAUCACCCAGCUGAUUCGAACCCCUCCCCAAUUUUCAUCUUCUUCUUCUAAGUUUGCAAUUGGCUGGAAAAUCAAGUGGGUAUUGAGCUUAAUUUUACUGGUUAGCAGUGGUGGAAUUCAAUCUGGGUUCCUUCGAAUUUAAUUUCCGCUUCAUAUUAUUUUUUGAGCUGCAUUUUAGUGUAUGGAACCCAAAGCUGAAGUGGGGGAAUUUGGAUCCGGAGAAAUGGGGUUCGGAUUCGACGAAAUCCAAACCCUAAUCUCAGCUCCACAACCCGGCGGCAGCUCAUUCACGGCCCUUCUCGAACUACCUCCGCCACAAGCGGUGGAGCUCUUAGUCAACGAAGAUUUACCGGCCAAACAUCCGCUGCCGCCAUUUUUUUCUUCCAAUUUUACUCUCACUGACAAUGAACCAAACUUCUCAGUCUUUGCUAAUUUAGCUGAUAAUAAUUCGCCGGAGAACAAUACCGUAUUGUCGGUUUCAAGGCCUAUGAAGCCAGAGCCGUUAGACACAGAUCCCCAACCGGAAUAUUCUUCACCGGCGGUAUCUAAUCAAAGCCUACAUUCCGGCAAGCGUAAGGAGAGGGAGAAAAAGGUGAAAGAGUCGAAUAAAAAGAGCAAAGAAGUGGCAAAUGAAGCUUCUGAAGAAGGCGGUGAAAAGCUACCGUACGUUCACAUGAGAGCUCCCCGAGGCCAAGCCACCAACAGCCACAGCUUAGCUGAGAGAGCAAGAAGGGAAAAGAUCAAUGCCAGAAUGAAGUUAUUACAGGAGCUGGUCCCGGGAUGCAACAAGAUUUCGGGUACUGCAAUGGUGUUGGAUGAGAUAAUUAAUCACGUACAAUCACUUCAACGACAAGUGGAGUUUUUAUCCAUACGGCUUGCUAGUGUGAACCCGGGAAUCGAUUUCAACCUUGACGCACUCUUGGCUGCUAGCGGAUCUUCAAUUGACAAUGCCUACAUGGACGUGUUUGCACCGUCCAUCUCACACGAGGAACAAAUCAACGACAGCAAACAACCGCAAUAUUUACAGCAAUGGCAUUGCGAUGAAUUUCAUCAGCCUGUGUGGGCCCGAGAAGUAGACAAUUCUAAUUUCAUUGCACCUGAAAACGCGGUUCAAAUUUACGACUCUUCGCCAAAUCCAGCCUCUCUGCUUUCGAGUCAGCUGAAAAUGGAGCUGUGAAUGAAGGCAGGCAUAAUUAUUAGUGUAUAUAUAUGUGUAUGUAUAUCUGAUAUAUAUACUAGUAAUAGAUAGUUGGGGAAUUAAGAGGUUAUUUUUAAGCAUCGUUUGAGCUUGGAUCUCCAUGUAUGCUAUUGCAGUGAGCUAUUAUAAAUCCAUUAUAAAUUUAUCACAAGUUAUUUAAUUAUAUGAGGUUGUGAAAA
Messenger RNA from Erythranthe guttata (spotted monkey flower), 1622 nucleotides. The record is from RefSeq and is a predicted model, not a curated record. Lineage: Eukaryota; Viridiplantae; Streptophyta; Magnoliopsida; Lamiales; Phrymaceae.